CGCCCGCCCGCCCGGCCCCCGGCGGGAGCCAAUCAGCGGCCGCCCGUCCGCACGUGGAGCCGGGGGGACUCAAGAGCGCCGCGGCCGCCGCUCACUCCCCCCGUGACGGGCGGCCCGGCGGCAGCGGGCAGCGCCGCGGGGGCGUCGGCGGCGGCGGCGCCAUCGCCAUGAGCGGCCCCUACCCGGAGGAGGGCUGCGGCGAGCGCCCCGACGGCGCCAAGAGCAAGUCGCCCACGCUGCUGUCGUCCUACUGCAUCGACAGCAUCCUGGGCCGCCGCAGCCCCUGCAAGGUGCGGCUGCUGGGCGCCGCGCACAGCCUGCCCGCCGCGCUCGCCGCCCGCCCGGAGCACGACAAGGCCGCGCAAGGCUCCCCGAAGGGCAGCCCCCCCUUCGAGGCGGCCGAGCUGCACCUGCCCCCCAAGCUGCGCCGACUCUACGGGCCGGGCGGGGGCCGCCUGCUGCCGCCGGGCCCGCGGGGGGACCGCCCCGACGGGCGGCCGGAGGGGGGCGCCGCCGCCGUGCCCCCCGGUGCCACCGCCGCUGCCGCCGCCGCCGCGGCCGCCCCGUGGGACACGCUGAAGAUCAGCCAGGCGCCGCAGGUCAGCAUCAGCCGCAGCAAGAGCUACCGCGAGAACGCGCCCUUCGUGGCCCCGCCGCCCGCCCUGGACGAGCUGGGGGGCGGCGGCGCGGCGCACGUCGAGGAGCGGCCCGGCCCCGCCGCGCCGGCCGCCGAGGAGGAGGAGGAGGAGGAGGAGGACGAGGAGAUGCUGGAGGAGGAGGACGAGGAGGAAGAGGAGCUGGAGGAGGAGGACGAGGAGGAGCUGCUGGGCGAGGACGGCGGGGGGCUGCUGAAGGAGGCCCGCCGGGGCGCCGCUGCGGCCCCCGGGGCGGAGGGCGGGGAGCUAUCCCCCAAAGAGGAGCUGCUGCUGCACCCCGAGGACGGCGAGGGCAAGGACGGCGAGGAGAGCGUGUGCCUCUCGGCCGGCAGCGACUCCGAGGAGGGGCUGCUCAAGAGGAAGCAGCGCCGCUACCGCACCACCUUCACCAGCUACCAGCUGGAGGAGCUGGAGAGGGCCUUCCAGAAAACCCACUACCCCGACGUCUUCACCAGGGAGGAGCUGGCCAUGAGGCUCGACCUGACCGAAGCCCGAGUGCAGGUGAGUGGCGGCCGCGGGCGGCGGGGCCCCGCUCGGGAUCGGGAGCGGGAUCGGGAACGGGACCCGGGGCGUCCCCGCGCCCCCCCGGCCCCGCGGCGGCCGAGCCGCCCCCCGGGUGAUGGAAAUGAGGGGGCCCCGCGGGGCUUUGGUUGUUAGACACGGCCCCGCUCGGCUGCGAGCCGGGUACUUGGCUGCGAUCAAAUCUCCAAUCGGGCUUCAUAAAAGCCCACUUAGUGCUAGAACAAACAGGGCCAUUUGAAGGCGAAAUGUUGUUUGAUUUCCUCUCCGCCUGCACAAGGAGCUGGCUAAUGCUAUUUGAUUUCCCAUUUUUGAUAGCAAUAAGCCUGCAUUGAUCUAAUAGUGAGUGAGUGCAAUGCUAUUAAAGGUGUUUGUCGCCCCAUACCAGAGUGCAUUUCCCAACCCAAGUCUCAUAACCAGAGAGACGAUAAACAUUGGGAUGCCCAGAUUGCCAACAGAAAACAGAUGUCUCCGAGUUGGAAGCUGAGCAAAUCACUUUACAGUUAAAAUCAGGCGCUGAUAAAGCAUAAUAAAUUCCAUAUGGCUCAUUUAAUACACAACAGCUUCUUGCAUUAGAGGGGCUAAUGAUGAGAUUUGUCCCCUCCUUUCUGUUGACACAUUUCUCCAUUGUCAAACAGAGAUGUGACAGCAAAUCAGUAUUUUCAGCUCAGGGGAACAAGUCGUGGGAAAGUUAAAUAACUUUUAAAAAAGAAAGACACCCCCUUUCUCUCCCCUAUUCACGGGAGAAGAUGUAAUUAAGGGAAUAUGAAUUAUGAGAGUCCCUCCGUUUACCUUUGGGUGUACUCAGACUUAUUAAUUCAAUAACGGGGAAUUGCAGCGAGGACAGCUCGCUAAUUGAGUUUUAGCUGGCAGAGACGAGCCGUUUGCCAAAGACUCUCGGCUUCCCCGCGAACACGGAGGAGCCUCUUCCUACGUGCGCGCCCCGGUGCGCGUCUGGGUAUAAAUUAUAGAUGGGGAACCGUAGCGAGGGACCCGCAGCGCUGCCGCCUCUAUCGGAUCCCGGGGAGCCGGGGCGUCGCGCUGCUCCUGCGAAACGGAGCCGAGCCUCAAAGGGGAGAUUUCGAGCCCGCGGCAACCCGAAAAUCUGAGAAACGCGAGUCCCUCUGCGAGCCUCUCGCUGGGUGCAUGUGGCGCCCGGCGCUCGCGUUUCAGCGAGUGUUUCUUUCCCUUCGGCAGUGGUGCUUUUUUCCCACUGCCUCUCUCUCCCUUGGGUUAAGCCCGGGCUCGUUGGUGAUGAUGACGAUGAUUAUUUUUUUGUUGUUGUUUUGGAAGGGGGGGAAGAGGAAAGGGACGGCGAUUCCGUGCCUUCCGAACUAAGUUUUGUAACAAUACGCCCUGAAAGCACAGCGUGGUAACACACGUUUGCCGCUUCGAUCGCGCUGCAAUUUAUUUCUUCGUUGCAGGCGCCGGCGAAUUCACGAUUUUUUCGUUCUUAAUUUCUUUUUUUGGGGGGGGGAGGAGGG
Molecule: messenger RNA, 2659 nt
Organism: Oxyura jamaicensis (ruddy duck)
Lineage: Eukaryota; Metazoa; Chordata; Aves; Anseriformes; Anatidae
Gene: ARX
Product: aristaless related homeobox
Exons: 3
Coding region: 168-1313 (381 amino acids)
Biological process (GO): regulation of transcription by RNA polymerase II
Molecular function (GO): DNA-binding transcription factor activity, RNA polymerase II-specific; RNA polymerase II transcription regulatory region sequence-specific DNA binding
Source: RefSeq, a predicted model, not a curated record